AUGGAACUCUCAGAUGAGUUUGGGAGCUGUUAUGUGAUUGGCUCGAGUCUCCAAGUGAUUGACAGCCGCCUUCUUUGUCCUGCCCACCUCCAGAGUCUAAGAAGUGAAAGUGAAAUGGUUUUAUACAGAACCAUCUUCCUCUCAGAUGUGAAGAUGGGCUUAAUUAUUUUCCUUUUUCUAUUAGGAGUUCUGUUCAUCUGUGACGGGUUCCAUGUGCUCGGCCCCUCUGGUCCUCUGAUAGUGAAGCUGGGGGGCUCAGUGAUGCUGCCCUGUUAUGUUGAAGCCCCCAUAUCACCGGAAGAGCUGAAAGUGGAGUGGAAGAGAACAGACUCUGAAACUUUAGUACAUUUGUUCCAAGACAGAGAGAGUAAACCAGAGGCUCAGGAUCCAGCUUACAGUGGAAGAGCCAGUUUCUUUACGGAGGAGGUCAAACAUGGAAACUUCUCUCUCCUGGUCACAAAUCUGGUCGCUGAUGAUGCAGGAGUUUACAACUGUACCGUUUACAGACAACAGGAUACUGGUCACACAUCGGUUGAAAUUGAGUAUUUGAUUGUGACUGGAGGUCAUGCAGUAUCUGCGUAUGCACGUGAAGACAUCACUCUGAAUUGCUCUGUAGACUCCCAUAUCCCACCUGAACAGCUUGAAGUGGUCUCAUGGAGGAAAGUGGAUCAAGACAUUACAGUGCUGGUCUUCCAAGAGGGUGUGAUCCAGACAGAUUUUACCCACGAGAGAUUCAGAGACAGAGUCGAGUUCUUCGGCCCUGAAGAAAUAUUCAAAGGAAAUUUCUCACUCAGAAUAAAGACUCUCCGAAUGGAGGACAAAGGCCAGUAUAGAUGUGAAGUGCUCUCUGGGGAGGUUUCAGCUCACACAACUGUGGAAAUACAUCUGGAACUGCUGUUGGAGGCAUUCGGCUUGGAGUACUUCCAGCAUCGGCCCAUCCUGGAAAGGGCGCACCGACUCGGCCGAUCAGUUGUGGCGGGUGGCACAGACUCUAACAAGUCGAGGCCCUUCAUUAUGCUCUUUCAGUCAUUUCAGGACAAGGAAUUCUUUAGGAGGAGCAGGGAUGGUGUGGGUUUUCGGGGUCACAACAUCAGAUUUUUCCAGGACUAUAGCGCGGACGUCUCUUGGCGACGGGCCACAUUUCGUGCGAUAAAAGCUGGGCUAUACAAAGAAGGGGUCCAGGUCAGUAUGCUCUACCCCACUCGACUGUGUGUUGUUUCCAAGGAUGGUUUCAAGUUUUCUGAAAUUCCGGAUGCGGCCCAGGCCUUUGUGAAAGAUCACUUCAAUUGCUGA
Colossoma macropomum (tambaqui) is the source of this 1293-nucleotide messenger RNA. RefSeq lists its product as uncharacterized. Gene Ontology annotation, cellular component: external side of plasma membrane. Gene Ontology annotation, biological process: positive regulation of T cell proliferation; cell surface receptor signaling pathway; negative regulation of T cell proliferation. Lineage: Eukaryota; Metazoa; Chordata; Actinopteri; Characiformes; Serrasalmidae. The transcript has 5 exons. Bases 1 to 1293 code for a protein of 430 amino acids. The record is from RefSeq and is a predicted model, not a curated record.